This is a messenger RNA of Lethenteron reissneri (Far Eastern brook lamprey), 7629 nucleotides long. Its product is annotated as histone-lysine N-methyltransferase 2B-like. Gene Ontology annotation, molecular function: histone H3K4 methyltransferase activity; protein binding. Gene Ontology annotation, cellular component: histone methyltransferase complex; nucleus. The record is from RefSeq and is a predicted model, not a curated record. NCBI's taxonomy places the organism in Eukaryota, Metazoa, Chordata, Hyperoartia, Petromyzontiformes, Petromyzontidae. Gene Ontology annotation, biological process: positive regulation of DNA-templated transcription.
CCUCCCCCCGGAGUUCCCGGUGGCCAAUCGGCGGCCUUCAAGGCGGAACCGGCCGACCAAUCGGGUGGCGGUGGAGGCGGAGCCUCGGCGGGCGACGGCCAAUCAGAGGAGGGGAUGUUGGGGGGGCUGGAGGCGGUGAAACGGAGGGUGAUGGGUGGCACCUACAGCUCCACGUGCGGCUUUGUGCAGGACGUGGUGGCCGCCAUCUCCACGCCGGGCGCGGCCCGUGCCACCCACCUCAAGGCCACCUUCAUGCAGUUGAUGGAGCAGCUGUUCCCGUGGCUGGACGUGAGCAGCAGGUUCCCCUCAAAAGUGAAGUCACCCAGGAGUGAGCCCCCCAGUCCACUCUACAGGGUGCCCCCCACGACGGACCACCUCUACGCCCAGUGGAGGAGCCAGUGGGGGGAUCAUCCAGCAGCAGACGACGCGGCAAACACCAACAGCAACAGCAGCAAUGGGUGUGUGUCGCCGUGGCGGCUGAGCUCCACUCCGCCGCCCUCGGCCCUCGACUGCCGCCAGUGCUGCCUCUGCCUCGAGUGCGGAGACCUGCAGCCCGACGAGGCAGGCAGGCUGUUGUAUGCAGGACAGAACGAGUGGCUGCACGUGAACUGUGCUCUCUGGUCCGCUGAGGUGGUGGAGGAAGCGGGCGGAGCGCUGAGGAACGUCCACGCUGCCAUCGCUCGCGGGAAACUCAUGCGCUGUGAGCUUUGUCAGAAGCAGGGUGCCACCGUGGGUUGCUUCCUGACGGCGUGUGCCAGCAACUUCCACUACAUGUGUGCACGUCGCGCCCAGUGCUGCUUCCAGCAGGACAAGCAGGUGUUCUGUACCCGGCACGCCUCGCUCGUGACCACGCGGACACUGUGUGAGGGAGACUUUGCCGUGUCUCGCCGAGUCUUCGUGCAAGUCGAGGGUUUGGCCCUCAAGAAGAAAUUCCUCCACGGCAUCAGCCCGGAGUCCGUGCGGAUGAUCAUCGGCUCUCUCACUAUCGAUGCCCUGGGAGUCCUAACAGAGCUGUCCGAGUGCGAUGGCUUCCUCUACCCCAUUGGAUACACGUGUCGUCGCGUCUACUGGAGCACGGUCCACGCUGGGCGCCGCUGCGUCUACACUUGCCGCAUUCUCGAGUUCCGACCCAAACCCGCGGCUCCGGACGUGAACAGCACCCAGUCACACAGCACGGAGACGCACACACGGGACGACGCGGCCGGGACGGUCGAGACGGUGCCGGCGCUGGCGACUUUGGCGGCCGCCGCGGCCGCCAACGUCGGAGAGGCUGGGCCCUCCGCCGAGGCCUGCGGCAAGGCUCCGGCAAUCGGCAAGUCCCCGGGGUCUCCUCGCGCCGGCGGCGGCGGCGGUGGUGACGGCGGAGUCGCUGCGGCAAAGGCCGCUGCUGUGGCCUCGUACGAAAACCCUGGGAGCCCGCCCCGCCGAGCGUCUCACAUCAUCAUGGUCAGCGACGAGUCGGUCUCCCCGGUGCGACGGCGGAUCCCCGCACGCAAACCGCACUACCUCCUGUCGCCGCCGGCGCCGGCACGGCCACCGCGGAUCACCGCCAUCGCCUCCUCCUCCUCGUCCUCCUCGUCCUCCUCGUCGUCUGCGUCGUCCGGCUCGACUUUGCAGCACCAGCCGGACUGCGAGCUGUCGGCGCUCGCCCCGUUCAGCUCUCCCGACCUGCAGCUGCUAAGCGUCGUGGCCAUGUCCAUCGGGGGGGCGGGGGGCGGCGGUGGCGGCGAGGCUCUCGCGCCGCUCCCCGCCGACGUCGGGGAGAUGUCGGCGGAGUCGCCGCGGGACCCGGCGGCCACGGCGGGGUCCGUCGUUUCGGCCAGGUACCAGUUUGCGUUGGAGGAGUUGGCGGCGGACAGGGAGGACGACCUGGAGCGGCGCGUCGCCCCCCACCCGGCCGCCCUCCUCGCCCCUCCGCCCGGUCAGCUCCCGUACCGCCCCAGCGGCGGCGGCCUUCCCUCCGGUCGCCACGGCGACGAGGCCUCGGCGGAGGAGCUACAGCAGCAGCAGCUGCUACAGCAACAGCCGCAGCAUGAGCAGCUACAGCAGGGUGAUGACAACGAUGCGGCGCCGGCGGCACUGUCGGCUCCGACUCCUUCCUCGGACGACGACGAGGGCGGUGGCUGCGGUGGCCGCUACUCCGCUUUGCCGCGCCUCGUCUUCUCCGAAGUCGCCGUCACCGCCGGCGAUCGUCGCUCGCCGCCGCCGCUACCGGCGGAGGGGGAGACGCGGAUCGGCGGGCAGGUCGAUGGCGCGGACGACGACGGCGAGGACAACGGCGCUGGCGACGGUGACGGCGAGGCGGCGUCCGCGAGCGGCAGCGGUGCCGGUAGCGCCGGCGCAUCGACGACGACGACGCCGGCGCCGGUCGUGGUGUCACUGGCGGCGGUCGCGGCAAUGGAGCGACGUGCGGCCGGGACGACGGCCGUCAAGCUGCUGCUCACCGACCCCAAACUUCAGUCGAGCUUCGUGGACCUCCGGCGAACCGGGGAUGACGCCGCCGCCGCCAGCGGCCGGCAGCUGCGCCGCACCCACAGCCUCGACUGCCGCGCCGGCAGCGCCCGUGGUGGCGGCGGCGGCGGUUCCGGCGUUUCCGGCGUCGUGGGGAGAGCGGAGCCGAUUGGUCGCCGUAGUCGGAGCGUUCCGGCUGCGGCGGCGGAGGCGGAGGCAGUUGCCACAGCCGCGGCUGUCGCCGUGGCAACUCGCCACGGCAACCCUUUGCGCGAGGAGGAAGAGGAGGAGAAGGAGGAGGGGCCAGGGGAAAAUUCCGUGGCGACCGCGGACUGCGGAAACUCCGGUUACCGCGGUGACCGCGGUUACCGUGGCGACCGCGCCGACACUUGCGGCUCCUUCCACGGCGACGUGGGCCCUCCCGACGGCGGCGUGCGUCGUCCCGUUCACCGCGCCGCCGCCGAUCUUCACGCUCUCCUCGCCGGGCCUCACCUGGUCGUUCGCACCACCACCGCCGCCGUUCCCGGCCGCGCUCCCCAACGGCCACGGAGCGCCGGCGGUGACCUCGGCGGUUCCCUCGCCGGCGCCGCCCGACGCUCCGCCCCCGAACCUCCCCCCGCCCCGGGUCUUCCUCGUCUCGGCCGACGGCUCCGGCGCCAGCCUCGUGUCCCCGGCGCCUCCUCCUCCUCUGCCGGCGCCGGCGCCGUCCUCGGCAAGCUGCCGGACGGCGCCGCUCAGCCGGCGUCGCGGCCGACGCCGGCGCAGCUCGCGAUGCCGCAGCCGCUGGUGCUGUUCGGCAGCCAGCACCGGCAGUACCACCAGCACCAGCUGCUCGCCGGCGUGGGCGGCGCCGGCGUGGGGGCCGCCGGCAACUCCAACGUCACCAUCAUCUCUCUGCCUUCGUCCAUGAUGCACCAGCACCACCAGCAGCAGCACCAGCUGAUGAUGUCGCCCGAGGCCGCCGCUGGUUUUGACCGCGGCGGCGGUGCCGGCAACUUCAUGCUGCGCUUCCUGGCGGUCGGCUCGCCGCUCAACUUCGCGCAGCCGGCGCCGGCGGUCGGUCCGUCGCCGCCGCCACCGCCGCCUCCCGGCACUGCCAAAACCCAGCAGCAGCAGCAACAACAGCAACAACAGCAGCAACUGCAGCAGCAGCAACAACAACAACAGCAGCAACUGCAGCAACUGCAGCAGCAGCAACAACAGCAGCAGCAACUGCAGCAGCAGCUGCGGCAGCAGUUUGCCACGAUGCCGGGGCUCUACGGCGUCAGCGCCAGGCCGGCGCUCCCUCCACCGCCGGCGCCGGAUCCGUCGCGGAGUUGCUCCGGGUUCGGCGGCAGCGGCGCCACCACAACGACGAUGAUGAGCGCCACGACCACAACCACCAGCGUCGGCACAGGCGUCACCACCGCAGCAGCAGCAGCAGCAGCAGCAGGAUGUGGGCGGCUAGCACCCGGCGGCGGCGGUUGUGGUGGUGGUACCGCCACUACCGCCUCCUCCCUGUGGAACCCGUUUGGCGCGGCGCUGGCAGCUGCCGCCGCCGCCGCCACCACCACCACGACCACCGCCACCACCACCACGAGGCGUCCGAAGCCCAAACAACAACCGCAGCAGCAGCAGCAGCCACCGCCGACGCAGCAGCAGCUGCAGCAGCAGCAGCAGCAGCUGCAGCAGCAGAAGGCGUCAAACGCCAGGGCGCCGAUGCCGGCGCCGUCGCCGGUGUCGUCGUUUGCCCCGGCGGGCAAGCUGGCGGAGAGCUGCCAGCUGGGCCUGGAAUCGCUCUGCCGAGUCUUCCGCGCCGGCGGCGACUUCCUGCCGUUGCCCUCGAAGCAGCAGCAGCAGCAGCAGCCUCCUGCUGCGGCUCCAGCUGCUGCUGCUGCUGCUGCGGGAGACGCGAGGGGCAAGAAGAGGUGGAGGGACGAGGUCGCUGCUGGCGCCCGCGGAGGUGGCGGUGGCGUUGGUGGCGAUGAGUCUGGGGCAGCGGGGACGCAGCACGGCAACAAGCGUCUCCGCAUCAAGAUGCCGUCGUUCAAUCUGUCGGAAUUUGGGGACACGGGAGACGAGGCAGAGGAGGAGGAAGACGACGACGAUGAAGACGAUGAGAGGGUGGAGAGGAUGGGCGUCGUGAAUCUGCCUGCCGCCACCACCACCACCGCCACCAUGGCCACCACCGCCACCAUGAUCUCCUCUUGCAACUUCAGCACCCGCGCCGAGGAGCUGGCGGCCUUGUGUACACCGUGUGAGGAGGGCACCGACGAGGAGUCGUGCAGCUCCCCGCUGCUGGCGCUGCUGCUGCGGCGCCAGGCUGCCGCCGAGCUGCAGGAGUCCCAGCGGCGCCAGCGGCAGCGGCGGCUGAGGCAACGGCGCCACCACCGCCGCCACCACCACCACCACCAGCUGCAGCAGCAGCAGCAGCAGCAGCUGCAGCAGCAGCAGCAGCAGCUGCAGAGCGGCAAGCGGCGCCGGCCGCAGCACGAGCCGCGUCGUCACGACGACGGCUGCUACGACGACCAUGACGACGAUGACGAUGAUGACGGCUACGACGACGAUGAUGACGACGACGAUGACGACAGCGACGACUGCGGAGACUUCGCUGCCGGUGGAUCCCCGUGGGACUGUCCCUCUUCCUCCGCUGCCACCAAACCACUCCCCACCGCUGCCACCAAACCAGUCCCCACCGCUGCCACCAAUUCGGCCCCCGCCAACGCCGACACGGCCGCCGUGGGGUCACCGCCGCCGCCGGGGUCACCGCAGGGGUCGCCCCCGGGGUCGUUGCCGGGGUCGGGGUCGUUGCCGGGGUCGUCGGGGUCGUUGCCGGGGCGACCGCCCCCCCCCGGCGAGGCGGAGAAGCCGGGCCUCAUCGUGGAGAUCGCCAGCGACGACGGGUUCUUCGUGCGCUCGCGCUCCGUGCAUGAAGCGUGGAAGGCGGUGACUGACGGGGUUCUGCAGCUCAGGAAGAAGUCUUGGCAGAGGCCGGUCAUCUUUGACGGCCUGUGUGGGGUGCGUCUGCUGGGUCUGCGCCACGACUCGGUCUGCUUUCUGCUGGAGCAGCUUCCCGGCUCGUCUCGCUGCUGCGACCACAAGUUUCGCUUUCACCGCCGCGGCGACGCCAACGCCGCCCUGCCGCUCAACGCCAGCGGCACCGCUCGCACUGAGCCCUUCGCCAGCCGUGUCCCCGUGGACAUGUUCAACUUCCUGGUGUCGCGUCACCGCCAGCGUCCAGAGUCGCAGCCUCACGAAGACGAAGACCUGGACGAGAUGCAGCUCAAGUCGGCUCGACGUGCGACGAGUCUGGAUCUGCCCAUGGCCAUGAGGUUCCGGCACCUCAAGAAGACGUCCAAGGAAGCGGUGGGAGUCUACAGGUCUGGUAUCCACGGCCGAGGGUUGUUCUGCAAGCGCCCCAUCGAGGCGGGCGAGAUGGUGGUGGAGUACUCCGGCGUCGUCAUCCGCUCCGUGCUGGCCGACAAACGCGAGAAAUACUACGAUGGGAAGGGCAUAGGCUGCUACAUGUUCCGCAUGGACGACUACGAGGUGGUGGACGCCACGAUGCACGGCAACGCGGCUCGCUUCAUCAACCACUCGUGCGAACCCAACUGCUACUCGCGCGUCAUCGGCGUGGAUGGCGCCAAGCACAUCGUGAUCCUGGCGCUGCGCCGCAUCGCACGCGGCGAGGAGCUCACCUACGACUACAAGUUCCCGCUGGAGGACGCUCGCUCCAAGCUGCCCUGCGACUGCGGCGCCAGGAGAUGCCGCAAGUUCCUCAAUUGAGGGGUGGGGGGCUGGGUGGGUGGUGGGUGGGGUGGGUGGUGAGUGAGUGAGUGGGUAGGUGAGUGGGUAGGUGAGUAAGUGAGUGAGUGGGUAGGUGAAUGGUUGAAUGAGUAGGUGAGUGGGUGAGUGAGUAAGUGAGUGGGUGAGUGAGUGAGUAUGUGGGUUGGGGUGAGUGCUGAUGGGUGGAAGGGUGGACAGUAAGGGUGGAAGUGAAGGGUGGACAGGAAGGAGGAGGAGGAGGUCCCUGACACCUGCGGAGUGGUGGCGAUGCGACUGUUGUUGUUGUUGUCACUGCUACUCCGACUGUGAUCACACAUUCACCCCACCACCACCACCACUACUACCCCCCACUAACCCUCCCCCCCCCACUACUAACCCUCCCCCCCCCCCACUAACCACCCCACUACUACCACCACCUGUUCAUCUACCCCCCGCCUCCACCUGGUGGUGGUUGUUGUGGUGGUGGUGGUGGUUGUUGUGGUUGUUGUGGUGGUGGUUGUUGUCGGGACCGCCCCAGCGAUAAUAACCGCUCCGCUCGAUAGGGAGAGAGGUCUGCAGAUCGUCGAUCGAGCAUUGGCUUGACGACUCACUCGAACCAUCGAUUGCUCACCCACCCACCCACUCGCCUACCCACUCGCUCACACACUCGCCCACCCACCUACUUACUUACCCACCUACUCGCCCACCCACCCACUCACCCACCCACCCACUCGCUCACACACUCGCCCGCCCGCUCGCUCGCUCACUCGCCCACUCGCCCACCCACCCACUCGCCCACCCACCCUCCCACCCAUCCACCCACCCACUCGCCCGCCCGCUCACCCACCCGCCCACCCUCCCACUCACCCUCCCACUCACCCUCCCACUCAACCACCCACCCACCAACUCGCCCACCCAUCCACUCGCCCACCCUCCCACUCGCCCACCCACUCGCCCUCCCACUCACCCACCCACUCGCCCUCCCACUCACCCACCCACUCGCCCGCCCACUGAGUGACUCAGUGUACUGGCGAUAUUAACUUCUGCGCGUUUUUUUCCCCUCGCGAAUUUUUUCUAACUACUUACUAACUACUGCUACUAACCCAUUAUUAUUGAUGAUGAUGAUUGAUCGAUGUCCAGUCGAUACACAGUUGCGUUUCUUAGCUUCUUCUGCUCGUUGUUGUUCUUACAUUGUGCGGUGUGUAUAUAGAGAGACUUAGAGAUGCAGAGAGAGAGGAGAGAGAGACAGAGAUGAGAGACAGACAUAGACAGAUGAGUGAGAUGAGAGACAGACAGAGAGAGAGAGACAGAGAGAAGUGAGAGACAGAGAGAGAUGAGAGACAGAGAAGUGACAGACAGAGAGACAGAUAGAGAUGAGAGACAGAGAGACAGACAGACAGAGAGAGAGAGACAGGGAGAGAUGAGAGACAGAGA